This is a messenger RNA of Lotus japonicus, 447 nucleotides long. RefSeq lists its product as uncharacterized. The transcript has 2 exons. NCBI's taxonomy places the organism in Eukaryota, Viridiplantae, Streptophyta, Magnoliopsida, Fabales, Fabaceae. The coding region runs from base 1 to 447 and encodes 148 amino acids. The record is from RefSeq and is a predicted model, not a curated record.
AUGGUUAGCUCUACUAUGGAACAAUAUUUAUUGGAACCAGAUUCUGUUUUUCAAUGGAUUUGGGCAACACAGGUCCCUUCAAAUAUUAAGGCGUUUGUGUGGAGAGCUAUGCUGGGAAGGCUGCAAACUCGCGAUAAUUUGCUCAGGAGACAGAUACUCAGAGAUGUGGAUGAUGCUAAAUGUGCGUUCUGCAGAUUGGAGGUAGAAACUUGCUCACACUUGCUCUUUACGUGUUCUGAGUCAAUGGCUAUUUGGUAUGAAUGCUUUGCUUGGUUGGGGGUGUCUAUUGCUCAAGUUGCUGAUCCAAGGAUACACUUAUUGCAAUUUCCGGUGAUUGGAAUUAGUAAAUCUCAGAAGCUAGCAGAAACUGCAAUUUGGAUGGCCACUGUAUGGUCAAUUUGGUGUGUACGGAACAGGGUCAUUUUUAGUGGGGGGGGAGCUAGAUAA